Messenger RNA from Sporothrix brasiliensis 5110, 1365 nucleotides. RefSeq lists its product as uncharacterized. The record is from RefSeq and is a predicted model, not a curated record. Gene Ontology annotation, molecular function: protein binding. The coding region runs from base 1 to 1365 and encodes 454 amino acids. The transcript has a single exon. Lineage: Eukaryota; Fungi; Ascomycota; Sordariomycetes; Ophiostomatales; Ophiostomataceae.
AUGUCUUCCAGCAAGGUACAGACUGGUUCCAAUGCCCUCGACAACGACGACGGAGAUGCAGUCCCCCUCUACACUGAAAACGACAAAGUGGGCAUUCUCAAUCUCACGGCAGCCGCCAACACAGACGUGGACCUCAAAAACAGGGCCCAAUGCCCUAUUGACGAGCCUCUCGUCUUGACGCUCACCAAGCCCUUUCGCAGGAAGCCCGCGGCGGACCUCGGCGGCCUCAGCGGUCUGCCUCUCGAGCUCGUCUUUGCCAUCUGCCGCGAGCUGGACGUCAAGUCGUGCCUUGCCCUCCGCCAGGUCAACCGCCGGGCGCGCGAAAUUGUGACGGGCAGCACCGAAUACGUCGCCGUGGUCACGCAUGCCCUUGGCGUCGUGCAGGCCGUGCUCUGGUCGGGCAUGGGCACGCGUGUGACCUUUCCCGACCUGCAUCGGCUGCUCUGCACCCAUGAGUGCAUGAUCUGCAGCGUGCCCGACGGCUGGGACAGCUACCGGUUUUACGACUCGCGCGCGCCCAUGCAGCGGCCCCUGCUGGCGCCUGGCAUCAAGAGCAUGGAGGUUGGUCAAGCCGCGCUCGAGCAGGCUAUCAUGAACCGUCCUCCAAGCGCAAUAGACACGAAAAUUGCCAGCACGGACAAGACAGAACCGGUCGACGCAGCGCCGCCCGUGCACAAGAAACCGACCGCACUGACGGCGAUGCGCAUGGCCCAGACGAACGACCAGCACGCCGACCACAUCAAGGCCCAUGAAAUGGCCGCCGGGCUGUACCUGUUCCUGCCGACACUGACGCGGUGCUGCAAGUCGUGCCUCGAAGAGUCGCCCCGGGUCCGCGUUGUGCCGGUCGUCAAACUGCGGACAGCCUUUGACCUGCCGCGGCGCUACUUUCUGCCUUAUGUGAUCACACCGUGGCUCUCGAAAAACAAGAUGCUCGCGCCGCCAGCGCUAGAAUUCCGGGCCAGACGCACAAGCCCCCGUCCCGGGUCCGACGGUUACAAGAUGAAGGUCGGCAUGGUGACCCGGGAGGCGGCGUUGCAGAUCCUCUUCGAAGCCGGGUUCUCGGCCAGCCGUGCCGAAGAGAUGAUUUACAUAUCUGGGUACCAAGACGAAUUUAGCUGGUGGAGCGAGUUGAAAGAGCGAGAGAAGUACACUGUCAUGAUGCCCUUUCUCGACCGCCACACCAACGCGGCCGACGGGGGCUACACAUGCCGCGGGUGCGAUGCUGCCAUCCAGAAGCUGUAUGGCCAUCUCAAGGUGAAUCUCGUCUACAUGAACACCGUGUUUGCGACCGAGGCGGCUUUUUUCAAACACUUUGCCGCCUGCCCCGACGCCAUCGAAAUGUGGAAAACGCAAAGCGAAGCCUAG